UGUUUCGUGUGUAUUCCGUGUAAGUUGUUAUUUUUUUCUGUAUAACAGAUGAUGUAAUACCUUAGAUCCAAUUUUGUUAUAUAUAUUUGCUUAAAUAAGGUAAAGUGAUGGAUAAGUAGCAAAAAUUCUGCUGUCUAUAAACCCCGUAUAAUUCGUAGUGUUUGGAUCGUGGGUUAGAUACUUUAUUUUUAAAUGUCGAAUUUUUUUGCUGCAAGUCAAAAUCCGAAUUCUUCCGAGUUUCGUGAAUCUCCAUGUGAUAGAAAUUUGAGUAUGGAUCAAGUAUCAGAUGCAGCAAAUCAAUCAUGUAAUGCUAGUGAUUCUGGUUGCCCGUCGAUAUCUGAAGACUGCCAAAAAAGUUUUAAUCAUAUUUCUUUAAUGGAGACCUACUCAUCAGAAGGAUGUCAUUCUGUAGAGCAACACAUAUCCAAUGAGAAUCAAAAUAAUUUCGAGUAUCGUGAAUCAGCUUGUGCUAAUCUGAGUUUGGAUUCUGUUUCUGACGUUCCCAGCCAACCUUGUGUAGAAAGUGAUUCUGGUAACAAAUCGAUGCCUUCCGAUGAUUGUUAUAAUAGGAAUGAAUUUAGUCAUGUUUGCCCGGUAUGUAAAGAUAAUUUCACUGAUAAAUCUUUAUUAGAAGCUCAUAUAUGUCAUAUGGUAGAACAAAUAUUACCUGAUAGAAAUGAUGUAAGUGUCAAUGAAAGUGAAGUGUUAGGAGACAAUUCUGCUAUGUCUACUCCAUUAAAAGGUGUCAAUUGUGAAAAAUGUAGAACAUAUUUCAUUGAAGAGGUAGAUUAUGCAAAACAUUCCUGUCCUGUUAUUACAAAUGGUGAAACAUAUUUAUGUGAAAUAUGCGAUAAGUAUAUCCAACUGAAGUACUUAAAUGCACAUAAUCUCCUUCAUGGGAUAAAGCCUUAUGUGUGCAAAUUGUGUAAUAAAAGUUUCACGUCCAAAUAUGAUCUUAAUGUACAUUGUUAUAUUCAUACUGCCCAAAAACCACAUGUUUGUGAAAUGUGCGGUAAAGGUUUUGUUGCUAAGCGUCAUCUGGAAGCCCAUGUUGUCAUUCAUGCUGGAGGUAAGCCUUAUGUCUGUAAAGUCUGUAAUAAAGGUUUUGCAACAAAGCAUUAUCUUAAAAUGCAUUGUCAUACCCAUAAAUCAGUCACACCUUAUGUUUGUAAGAUAUGCAACAUAAGUUUUGUGUCAAAAUAUUCCCUUAACUCGCAUUGUCAAAUUCACACUGGACAAAAGCCUUAUAUAUGUGAAGUGUGUAGUAAAGGAUUUAUGACAUCAAGUCAGCUUAUUGUGCAUAUUCGUAGUCAUACAAAUGAAAGACCAUAUGUUUGUGAAUUGUGCAAUAAAGGCUACAAGACGAAAAAGAAUCUUACUGUGCAUUAUCGUGUUCAUACUGGAGAAAAACCGUAUGUAUGUGAGGUAUGUAGUAAAGCAUGUCGAUCAAAAGAUGAUCUUAAAAUGCAUGGUCUUAUUCAUACUGGUGAAAAACCCUUUGUGUGUGAGAUUUGUAAUAAGAGUUUUAUGAUAAAACAUAAGCUCAAUGUUCACCUUCUCAUGCACACUGGAGAAAAACGAUUUGAAUGUGAAGUCUGUAAUAAGGCUUUCGUGGCAAAACGUAAUUUUAAUCUCCACUUGCAUAUUCAUAAUACAGAAAAGCAUCAUGUGUGUGAGAUAUGUAAUAAAGCUUUUAGAACAAAACGUGGUCUGAAGGAACAUAAUAUCGUCCACACUAAAGAAAGGCCUUAUGUUUGUGAGUUGUGCAACAGAGGUUUCACUAAGAAAUCGUAUCUCACUGCACAUUAUGAUAUUCAUGCCAAGAAAAAGUAUAAUUGUGAUUUUUGUAAUGAAAAUUUUGGUACUAAAGAGGAUCUUAUUAGGCAUAAAAGUAUCCAUACAGGAAAAAAACUUUAUUUAUGUGAAGUGUGUCAGAAAUGUUGUAGCUCAUUAGGUCAUCUUAAGGAGCACACAUUUACUCAUACUGGUGAAAAGCCUUAUGGAUGUGAUAUGUGUAAUAAACGUUUCACUCAUGAACGUUAUCUGAAGAGACAUAGAAUUACUCAUACUGAAGAGAAGCUCUUGAGUGAAAAUACGUAAUGAAGGUUUUAAUUUAUACAUUAUGAAAUUUUAUUUAUAUUGAAAUCAAAAUUUUAUGUGAAAGUAUGAUUAAUGGUUUUAAUUAUGAAAUUUACUUCUUUAGAUAUUUUUUUAUUGACACUAAUAUUUUAUGUGGAGGGUAUAUGUAUUUCCUUAGUUGAAAACAUGGCUAAUCUUUGGAAUAUGGGAACAGGUAGUUUGGCAACAUUUUGGUAAGGCGAUAAAGGUUACUAGCUAGAACUUUAGCAGUGUACAUGUAUAAAGUCAAGAGUGUGUGCAGUGCCA
This is a messenger RNA of Stegodyphus dumicola, 2385 nucleotides long. RefSeq lists its product as uncharacterized. The record is from RefSeq and is a predicted model, not a curated record. NCBI's taxonomy places the organism in Eukaryota, Metazoa, Arthropoda, Arachnida, Araneae, Eresidae. Gene Ontology annotation, biological process: regulation of DNA-templated transcription. Gene Ontology annotation, molecular function: DNA-binding transcription factor activity, RNA polymerase II-specific; RNA polymerase II cis-regulatory region sequence-specific DNA binding.